AUGGCAUAUACCCCCGAACGGCUUUCUGUAGCCAGACGGCUAUUUCAACGCCACGAGGCUCCUUCCACAAGGAAGGAAGAUCAAUUUCCAUUUCGCAAACAAUACUCAUUCCGCGAGCGGACUCUAAGCAGUCUGAAGACACACAGUUCCACCUGGAUUGACGACGAUGAGACAGACGACUACGAUCCAAAACAAGAGUCUGCUUCCUCACGGCGAAAGCGGCCCUCACAUUCGAGCAAUAUAGCGCCAAAGAAACGGGCUAAAAUCGCAGACACACUGAUCGUCGCGAUGUCGCUGGGUUCUGACAGCGGGAAGGGCUUUCUUUCCUCGAUCUCCGACUGGGGAGACGAUUCAACCGACCUCCUGGAACAGCCUGAGGGGGUAGACACGUUCUUCAAGGCUCACGGCGAGCCUCGCACUCUCACAACCUCAUUGGCUCAUCCAGUGAACUUCGCCCACGACCCCCCAGACGACGGAUCCUCACCCUGCCACUGGUGCGCCAACUUCAUCUAUGGCCUCCUCGGACUAGGCAAAAGAACCGUCCAAGUAAUGGACUACGGAAACGGGAAAUAUGAAGAAAUCAGCGGGGAACACACGGUAGCAGGACACGAACCCAGUCGCAUGUGCGUCGCAUGCGCCCUUGAGAGAAUCCACAUCACGCAGUGCGCGGGCCACCGCAUCAUUCCACUGAAAGGAUACAGUCCGGAUACGUUCGACUUCGGCGCGGCCUUUAAGAGUCUAACUCCUGGGAUCGAGGGUCCCAGUAUGAUCAACCCGUGGUGUUCGCUCUGUCCGAGCCCGGCCUUCUUUGGGUGCAGUGCGAUCCAGCCUGUCAAUGUAUACCAAGAAUGCGUGGAUCCUUGCUCUCCUGAUGCUGUUGGUUGCGGACUGCUGUUGUGUGAGCGGUGUGAAGCCGGGAUGCGUGAGUGUGGGGGAGAAUUUUCGAAGGUGGUCAAGAGGAAUCAGCAGGAGGAUGCGGAUUUUGGGUCUCGCGCGGAUGUGGAAUAUAUUUUGCCAGGGAAUGCCCUCUAUCGGUUUUAUACGGGUUGA
This is a messenger RNA of Aspergillus campestris IBT 28561, 1050 nucleotides long. Its product is annotated as putative C6 finger domain protein. The record is from RefSeq and is a predicted model, not a curated record. Bases 1 to 1050 code for a protein of 349 amino acids. The transcript has a single exon. Lineage: Eukaryota; Fungi; Ascomycota; Eurotiomycetes; Eurotiales; Aspergillaceae.